UUCGGUACAGAAGUUGAAGAAGAACCCGCACAAAUCACAUUCGCCAUUUUCAUAUUUUUAACGGAUAAAUAAAACUUCAGAGUUUUCAAAAUUCUCUCUCUGUCUCAGUCUCAGUUGUUAGUAUGGGUGUGAAGAACUUGUGGGAUAUCUUGGAAUCAUGCAAGAAAACUCUACCACUUCACCAUCUCCAGAACAAGAGGGUGUGCAUCGAUCUCUCUUGCUGGAUGGUUCAGCUUCAAAACGUUAGCAAAUCGCACUCUUGUAUGAAAGAGAAGGUUUAUCUCAGAGGUCUCUUUCACCGCCUCAGAGCUCUCAUUGCUGUUAAUUGCACCAUUGUUUUUGUCACAGAUGGAUCCAUUCCUGCUAUUAAGUUAUCAACUUAUAGACGCCACUUAAAUUCAGGAAGUGAGGUUACUCAAGAUGAUAGAAACUUGCAAAAUGUUACCUCUCUACAAAGAAAUAUGGGAUCUGAGUUUUCAUGCAUGAUAAAAGAGGCUAAAGUUUUGGGCAUGGCACUUGGCAUUGCUUGCUUAGAUGGGAUUGAGGAAGCUGAAGCACAGUGUGCAUUACUAAACUCCGAAUCGUUAUGUGAUGGGUGUUUCACUUCGGACUCAGAUGUCUUUCUUUUUGGUGCAAGGACCGUGUAUAGAGAUAUAUGCCUUGGAGAUGGUGGUUAUGUCACUUGCUAUGAAAUGACAGACGUUGAGAGACGGCUUGGAUUUGGAAGGAACUCAUUGAUUACCCUUGCACUACUUCUUGGCUGUGACUACUCUCAAGGAGUUCAUGGUCUGGGUCCUGAGUCCGCUUGUCAGAUUGUUAAAUCAAUUGGAGAGAAUGUUGUUCUUCAAAAAGUUGCCUCUGAAGGACUGUCCUUCAUAAAAAAGAAAAGAAGUUCAAAGAAACAGGGGGCCGUUUCCAAGUGCAAUAAUAGCAAGGAGAACUCACUGGAUCAUGAUAUGAAUGUUAAUGGAAGUAAGCAUGAUUCACAAAGGGAUGAUCAGCACUUGCAAGUUAUUGAUGCAUAUUUGAAGCCCAAGUGCCACUCGGCAGAUUCUGAUGCUGUGCAUAGGGCUCUUGCUCAAAAUCCCUUUCAACGUGCCAAACUUCAGCAGAUAUGUGCUCAGUUUUUUGAGUGGCCUCUUGAGAAAACAGAUGAGUAUAUCCUUCCAAAGAUUGCUGAACGAAACUUACGGCGAUUUUGUAAUUUGCGAUCAACUUCAUCAGAUCUAGGACUGAAGCUUACAUUACACAAGAUACCAGUUAAAUGCCCUGUGUCUAAAAUUAUCAAGCAUCGAAAGGUUCAGGGAAGAGAUUGUUAUGAGGUCUCAUGGGAUGAUUUAGAUGGACUUAAAACCUCCAUAGUACCAGCGGAUCUUGUAGAGAGAGGGUAUCCAGUUCUACACCUGGAACUGAGCAAACAAAAAGUUCUACAAUCAUUUUUCAGAUAUUUCUUGGUGGUAUUCUGGAUAAGCAAAUAUGCUUGUCCUGAGAAGAUUGUGGAAUUUGAGGAGGAAAGUGCUGAAAGGAAGAAACAAAAUCACAGGAAAACAAGGACAAAGAAAUCAGAAAAGGGAUCUUCUGUGACUGAAAUUGAUCUAAAACUCCAAAGACUAUUACUUGACAUCGAAUUAGAAAGCAGUUCUGUUCACAAUGCCUCCUUUUCUUCAAAUGUGGAGAUAUCAGAAAGCCGUACUGCUGCACCAGAAGUUGAUCUAACAAACCAAGAUCUGUGGCAUGAUCCAAAGAGCAGUGAUGAUAUAUCUUGCAAUGAAGUUGGUCCAAGUACUGCUAAAAGUGAGGUUAUUGAUCUCUUAAGCCCUUCCCCGCCAAGACAAUCCCGUAUCGUAUCCAAAUUUCCAAAAUCAAAUGGUCAAUGUAUUGAUGUAAUUGAUUUGAGUGAAUCAGAAACUGAUGUGUCUCCUGAACAUAAGAGGAAGGCAAGAGAGUUAAGAUUGUUCUUAGCCAGCAUUAGGGAUGAAAUCUCUUGAAAUCUCAAACGUAGGAUGUAAAGUUCAAAUUCUUUCAUUCUCAGAUCUAUAGUUCUUGGCUUUAGACCUUUCCGGUAGUUUGUGAUUUGGUUUCGAGCUAAAGGUUGUAUUCCAUACUUCAAUUU
Messenger RNA from Quercus lobata, 2113 nucleotides. RefSeq names its product flap endonuclease GEN-like 2. The record is from RefSeq and is a predicted model, not a curated record. The transcript has 15 exons. Gene Ontology annotation, molecular function: 5'-flap endonuclease activity; DNA binding. NCBI's taxonomy places the organism in Eukaryota, Viridiplantae, Streptophyta, Magnoliopsida, Fagales, Fagaceae. The coding region runs from base 123 to 1988 and encodes 621 amino acids.